Molecule: messenger RNA, 3461 nt
Organism: Ailuropoda melanoleuca (giant panda)
Lineage: Eukaryota; Metazoa; Chordata; Mammalia; Carnivora; Ursidae
Gene: FOXS1
Product: forkhead box S1
Exons: 1
Coding region: 2210-3202 (330 amino acids)
Biological process (GO): regulation of transcription by RNA polymerase II; anatomical structure morphogenesis; cell differentiation
Molecular function (GO): DNA-binding transcription factor activity, RNA polymerase II-specific; RNA polymerase II cis-regulatory region sequence-specific DNA binding
Source: RefSeq, a predicted model, not a curated record
CCUGGCCUCUGAGGGGCUCUGAGUUUCCAGACCUUUCCUCCCACUUGCCACUAGUCUCUAUUCUUAUGUAGCCAGGGAGGGGUCCCACAGCAGAAAACUUGGCCUGAACCGGGGGCUUGGGGGUUGGCCACCGAACCACCAGCACCAGUAGAUACUGUGUUUGGAGGAACAGAGGCCGACCCCAAAACACAGCCCUAGGGCAGAAGCUGAAGUUGGAGGCAGGGGUCCAGCCCCUCCCCAAACCCCACCAAUCUUUGCAAACUGCAAGUUGUAGGGAGUCCUUGAGAAUUGGGAGGGAGCCCCUUCAACCAUGAAAGUAAUUGACCCUGCCCUGGCAGGAAAGUCACUGUUUCCUGCCCCAGAUAUCAGACUUUUGUUUUCUUUUCUGAUUUCUGACUUUCUUUAUAGGGAUUCUCCUACAGAUGGCAACAUAAUAAAUCUCUUUUAGGCGGGGGGGGGGGGGGGGGGGGAGCUGUAUGCUUCAACAAAGGUCAGAAGUCAAUCAGAUCACUGUUUUUUUAUUCAUUCAGCAAACGCUGAUUGAGCACCUACUGUGUCCAGGCCAGUGCCGGACAAAACAGCAUGUCCCUGCUCUCUUGGGGUUCAUAGCCUAUGUUCUGGUGGGGGUCCAGUGACUGUCCUCUAUCCCUGCUUCUCUUCUAUAGAAGGGGUGGUGUUAAGGAGUUAUAGAAUCCUGGAUUCAAAUCCCAGCUUUGUCAUUCACUAGCUGUGUGACCUCAGGCAAGUCACUUAACCUUUCUGAGGCGUAGAUUCUCCAUCUAUUCAAAAGAAGUCAUGAAGUCCUGUAGAGCAGGGUUGGUCCAAGGAGUAAAUGCAGAGAGAGAAGGCGAGUUGUCAGGAGACUGACAUGGAGAGUGGCACACAGUAGGUGUCUUCUGACUUGGUUACUUAUGGGUGGGAGAGCAUGAAGUAAGCUACCCCAUCCUUCAGAAGACCUGACUGUCCUAGGCUUCACUAGCCCAAGGCUGCAGCUGAUGGGGACCCCCAGUUCAGAAUGACUUUCCUGAGUCAUGUCCAAACCCCUACUCUGUGCUAAACUCUUGGAGGGUGCUGGGUGCCGUGUAAGUGGGCCUGUUGCCUCCUCACCAUAGUGCAGACAGCUGAAGAGUCGCCAGCUCCAGUGUUGAGAUGGGAAACUGAGGCUCAGCCGAAGUCAAGGACUUCCUUGAAAUGCCUCUUGGGAGGUGGUGGGGGCGAUAUCGGCCCAGAUGGCUGUCCUCCCAACACCAGUCACUAGAGGGCGCGGGAGCUAAGCCUGUGCGGUUUGGCGGGUCUCACCGCCUCCAUGGUGCCCGCCCUCGAAAGCCCCGGAGCUAGGUGGGUAGGAAUAAUAUGACCCCAGGGGCUGCACUCUGCUGGGAGGAGAAAGUAGACCCCACGCCUGGAAGAAGGAAAGGAGAAAAGGGGAACUAGAGGCGGGGACUUGAGGACCCCUGGGGUUUUCCCAGCGGGACCCCCGUUCUCCAGCUCAGCCCCUUUGAAUCUACCUGUCUAGUCUCUCUCCUCAGUGUGUCUCUCUGUCUCUCUGCCCUCCAUCUCUUGUGUCUGUGCUGUGUCUCUCUCUGCAUCUUCUUUCACUCUCUCUCUCUCUCUACAUUGAUUUCUUUCAAUGAUUCUAACUUUCUCUGUGUAGUGUGUGUGUGUGCGCACGUGUGUGUGUGCGUGGCCGCGUGUGUGUAUCUGGUUCUGUGUGUCUCUGUUCUUUCUGUCUUGUCUUCGUCUCUCUAUGUAUGUCUCUGCCUCUGUCUCCCUGUGUGGGUCACUGUUUCUCUUGUUUUGUCUCCACCUCUCUGUGUCUUUCUCUGUUUUUCACGGCCUCUGUCUCUUUUUGUUUCUGUGUCUCGGUCUCACUCAGUUGCCUAGCCUGACCCUCGAAGCCACCACCACCCAGCACAUGGGGGCUGCGGGUCUCAGUCCCUUCCCUCCUAUCUCCUCACCCCGGGCAGCUGCUCACAGCUUCCCAGCCCUGGCCUCCCUGCCCGCCCCUCUCGGGCCUUGGGGGAGGGGGGCGAGGGAGGAAGGGAGGGCAGCCCGGUGGGCCCACCCCUUUUUGCCUUUCCAGGCUGGGAGGCUGGGCCAGUGGGCCUUUUAACCAGCCCGGGCAGGCUGUGCCGGACACCAGCUCCGGACGCCUGUGCCUGGCCCCUCUGUGGUCCUGGCCGCCGCCCGCCCGGCCAGCCCGGCCAGCAUGCAGCAGCAGCCCCUGCCCGGGCCCUUGGCCCCUGUGGCCGAGCCCACCAAGCCCCCCUACAGCUACAUAGCUCUGAUCGCCAUGGCCAUCCAGAGCUCACCGGGGCAGCGGGCCACACUCAGUGGCAUCUACCGGUACAUCAUGGGCCGCUUCGCCUUCUAUCGCCACAACCGGCCCGGCUGGCAGAACAGCAUCCGCCACAACCUGUCGCUCAACGAGUGCUUUGUCAAGGUGCCCCGCGAUGACCGCAAGCCGGGCAAGGGCAGCUACUGGACGCUGGACCCCGACUGCCACGACAUGUUUGAGCACGGCAGCUUCCUGCGCCGACGCCGACGCUUCACCCGGCGAGCAGGUGCCGAGGGAGCCAAGGGCCCUGCCAAGGCACGCCGUGGACCCCUCAGAGUGAGCAGCCAGGAUCCAGGAGUCCCCGAAGCCACGCCUGGCAGGCAGUGCCCCUUCCCCCCGGAGCUGCCCGAGCCCAAGGGCCUAAGCUUUGGGGGUCUGGUAGGGGCCUUGCCGGCUAGCAUGUGCCCUGCAACCCCUGAUGCCAGGCCCCGGCCGUCCACGGAGCCCAAAGAAAUGCCCACACCUAAGCCUGCAGGUCCAGGGGAGCUCCCUGUGGCACCCUCGUCUUCCCCGUGCCCAGCGUUCGGCUUUCCUGCGGGCUUCUCUGAGACCGAGGGUUUCAGCAAGGCCCCCACGCCCAUCUUGACGCCAGAGGCGGGCAUCGGGGGCAGCUACCAGUGCCGGCUGCAGGCACUGAAUUUCUGCAUGGGGACUGAUCCAGGCCUCGAGCACCUCUUGGCCUCAGCAGCCCCCUCUCCGGCACCAGCCACCCCUCCAGCCUCCCUCCGGGGGCCGCUGCCCCUGCCAGCUGACCCCAAGGAACCCUGGGUCGCAGGCAGCUUCCCUGUACAGGGAGGCUCCAGCUACCCAUUGGGGCUGACCCCCUGCCUAUACCGGACACCGGGAAUGUUCUUCUUUGAGUAAAGCCAGCCUGGUCUCGGGCCGUCCCUGCAGGGCCCCUGCCAACUACACCCUCCAGGCUGAGCCUGACUCAAGGAUCUGGGGAGCUUUCAAGGGACCCAGGCCUGGCAAGCCAACGACCAGGACAGAAAGCCAAGACUGGAGUAGUGAACACUCAGCCAGCCCCCGGCGCCUCCGGACAGACUUGAGGGAGUGGGGAGGCAGGGCCCCCUUGAGAUUUACUCUGUGGCUCUCAGGGCCAAUAAAACCAGUGUGAUGAUGA